AUGAAUGCGAUUAAGUUAUUCAUAUUGGAUAUAUGUCUUUACAUCAACAAAUGGGCGCUAAGGACCAGCACUGGUCGAGAACGAGAUGAACUGAUCCAAGUAUGGCUCCGAGACAUCUCAUCAUGCGAUCCUGAAGCGACAGAGCCCGCUCUAGGUGUCUACCCCUGGUAUGCCUCAGACUCCGAGUCGUACACCCCCGACAUCUUCCAGGGGAACUUUCGACUGAGGCCCCAACGAUGCUGGGAUUAUUACGGGGAUCUAGACAAUGUGGAGCCUCGACUUCCCCCGGAACCAUACCCUCUAGACCCAAAGCUUUCUUCAGCGCUGGAGAAAUUAGACAACAGCAGGCGACUACAGCGCAACCCACGGAAAUUCGUUCGGGAAAGAUGCCGUACUAUCCUGUUGCCCUACCUGGAAGCUGCAGUGGAGCGAUUUGAGAAGGCUCGAACUGUUGCUGGGAAAUAUGAGCUUCAUUGGUGCACGGCAAAAGUAAAGGACAUGUACCACAAUUUUGCAAUGGAAACGCGGCGGUUAAUUGCAUGGUCUGAUCAUACCAUCACCUUCACCGACCCGCAGGGGCAGCGAAGAGAUCUGCUCGCUAUCGUUGUGGCGAAGGAAAGAUGCGGCGAUGCCUACAAUCCUCUGUUGGCUUAUAUCGGAAUAGUUCAUAGGAAUCGGAAGGACAGAGGCGAAAAGAACAGUGCGGUAUAUGGGAUUGCCACUGAUGGUUACACUUUUCAGAUCGUGAAGAUUGAUAACAAGUCCAAGCUGUUUCAAUCUUGCGAGUAUUCAUUGGACGAAGGCUGGGGAUUCUUCCUUAAAUAUCUUGACGACAUCUUGGCAGAGGCGCCUGGACAAUGCGAGGAAUGA
Molecule: messenger RNA, 870 nt
Organism: Aspergillus lentulus
Lineage: Eukaryota; Fungi; Ascomycota; Eurotiomycetes; Eurotiales; Aspergillaceae
Source: RefSeq, a predicted model, not a curated record